AUGCGACUAUACAAAUUAUGGUUCUUAAAAAAAAAAAAAUACAUAUUCAGAGUUACUGUGGUAUUUUUGUCACAUCGCCAUAACAUCUCACUUACUAAAUUCUACCAUAAUCAUUAUCAUCUCCAAUGUGGAAAGGGAAGGAGAAGUGUAAAAGGAAAGAAGAUUGCUGAAUAUAAAAGUGACGGGCUUGAGAGAAAAGACGAAAAAGAAAAUAGGAAAAAGACAA
Candidula unifasciata is the source of this 226-nucleotide messenger RNA. The record is from the annotation of a GenBank genome assembly. Lineage: Eukaryota; Metazoa; Mollusca; Gastropoda; Stylommatophora; Geomitridae.